GAUCCUGGCUCGAGUCACGAGCAACACGCAAAGUGCAAAGUGGUCUCGCGGCGAAGCACUUCUGCGCUAUGCGGCGAUGAAGGAAAAGUGAAAAAUAAAUUUCCAACUGAUCGUUACCGAAUCGUUGCCGAUCGUGCACAACAGUUCGCAAUUCUCCGUUUACGAACGAAACGAUAUCCGAAAAUUCGUUCCAACGAAAUUUUGUCAUGGACGUGUCCGCGUUCUCCGAGGAAUCUUUCGACGUUAAAGAUUGGAUCAACAAAACGUUCAAGUCCGCCGAGGCAGAAGAAAACAAAGAUGCAUUUGUUUCAUCCCUGGUGAUGAAGUUGCAACUGUAUGUUCAACAAGUCAAUGGUGCUUUGGAGGAGACUAGUCAGUCUGUUCUUUCAAGUUUGCCAAGAGUUUUAAGGGAUACACAGCUUUUGCAACAAGAAGCUUUGGCUCUGAGAGAAAAAAUGGUUGUUGUCAAGGAAGAAAUUGAAAAGGUAGAGAAAGACACAGCAUCCUCUAUGGCAACCUUAGAAAGAAUAGAUAGGAUAAAGACAGAUCUGCAAACUGCUAAACAGGGUUUGCACGAGGCUGACAAUUGGAGUGUACUGGCCAAUGAUGUUGAGGAGGUAUUUGAGUCGGGAGAUGUAGAAGCUAUUGCAAAUAAGUUGUUCAGUAUGCAAAAGUCACUGGGUAUGCUUAUAAACGUUGUCGAUUAUGAAGAUAAAAAAUUACAAUUAGAAGGUUUGAAAAAUCGAUUAGAAGCAAUGGCUAGUCCAAGAUUAGUACAAGCAUUUACUGCUGCAAAUUUGGAACAAUCCAAAGUUUAUGUGGAUAUUUUUAGUAAAAUGGAACGUUUACCGCAACUCGUUAAAUAUUAUCACAAUUGUUUGAAAGUGUCGUUGGUACAAGAAUGGCGGAGAACUAUCGAAUUAGCGCAAGACGAAAACGUUACUUACUGGUUACACAAUUACUAUGAUAAACUACUAUCUAGUUGGCACGAUCAGGUCAAAUGGUGCCAUCAAGUAUUCCCAAAUAGUUCGAUCGACGUUUUGAUCGAAGUGUAUACUGAUCUUCUGAAAAGUUUAGAUCCAGGUAUUCCAGAAUGUAUAGAAGCAAUUUUAAAGCAACAUUCGACUUCCAUGCAAUUGUCUUUGCUGCUCGAACUUAAACAGAUCACAAGACAUUUUGCAGUAAAUCUGAAUGGUGCGAUCGAGGCAUCGUCCCAUGGAAAAUUACAAAAUCAAAAAUUGCUAUCGUUGGCACAAGCAAUAUACGCGCCUUAUGUACCGUACAUAGUAAAAUAUAAUGUUUACGAAACUGCACAACUUGAACAUCGUCUUCAGUCGAUGGACCGUGCGCAAGAUGAUUUAAGCGAAACGAUCAAUGUUAUUUCCCUAACUAUUUCAAGAAUAAUGGAAUAUGCAAACGAGGCCAAUAAAAGAUGCAAACUUUUUACCGAUGGCUGUGGGUAUCCCGGUUUAUUGAAAUCUUUAAAUAGUUAUUUUAGUAAAUAUCUUGAAAAAUAUCAAGCAACCGUGCGGAAAUUGGAACGCAAAAAAGUAAAGCACGAGGAUUGGAAUCUGUUUCAAAUGUGUCUCACUUUGAUGCAAACUAUAGGCGAUCUCUUGGGGCAAAUUCAGCAAUUUGAAAAGUCUUUGGUAAUCGAUAUAACCGAGGCUAACAACAAACUACAAAGUGCAACAGGCAGUGUUUUUAAUCAGUACAAAAAGUUACUGUUGAACACAUCCAGUCAAACUGACCUGGAGAACCUUGUUGCAUCUUUCCAAAAAGAGGAAAAAACUAUUCUCGACUCGAUAAUAAAAUCUAUACACAAACUAUGCUCCGAUUUGCAUCACGCUACGUACGAAGUGAUCUUUGCUCCGAUUUUUACUCAGUUACUGCAAGUGCCAAAGGCACCUGCAUGGUCAACGGAAGCAAACAAAAUGACCCAUCUGAGCGCAGAUUUACCUGAUUAUAGUUUCGCGCCUCAGGAAUACAUAACUCAAGUUGGACAAUAUUUGAUGACAUUGCCGCAGCAUUUAGAACCAUUCCUACUCAGAGAAAAUCCAAACCUAACUCGAGCAUUGAAAGCGGCAGACCCGCAAUAUGCACAAGGUUUAACCGAAUCUGGGUUCACCGGUAUUUUGUUAGACAUUAUUGCUAAAGGGACGUGUCAAAUGUUUCUAGAUCAAACAUUAGGGAUUUGUCAAUUGAGCUCUGCAGCGUGUAAACAACUUGCUACCGACAUAGAUUACCUUGGCAAUAUAUUGGAGGAACUUGGUCUCUCCCUGUUAGAAAACUUACAACACAUGUCUCUCUUACUGAGAUUAUCGCCGGAGGAUUAUCAAAACGGCAGCUCUGGGUGUAAUGCCAGGGUUGUGGCUGCUGUCAGACAGAUGCGACAUAUAACAUCUUCCGGUUGAUCGCGUACAUG
Colletes gigas is the source of this 2425-nucleotide messenger RNA. It is a transcript of the gene Cog7, whose product is annotated as conserved oligomeric Golgi complex subunit 7. Gene Ontology annotation, cellular component: COG complex. Gene Ontology annotation, biological process: retrograde vesicle-mediated transport, Golgi to endoplasmic reticulum; intracellular protein transport; Golgi organization. The transcript has 11 exons. The record is from RefSeq and is a predicted model, not a curated record. NCBI's taxonomy places the organism in Eukaryota, Metazoa, Arthropoda, Insecta, Hymenoptera, Colletidae. The coding region runs from base 207 to 2414 and encodes 735 amino acids.